Molecule: messenger RNA, 783 nt
Organism: Acanthosepion pharaonis
Lineage: Eukaryota; Metazoa; Mollusca; Cephalopoda; Sepiida; Sepiidae
Source: the annotation of a GenBank genome assembly
AUGCAUUCGCCAAAACGCCUGCCUGCCUAUCUAUCUAUCUAUCUAUCUAUCUAUCUAUCUAUCUAUCUAUCUAUCUAUCUAUCUCAUUUCACCUUUUCAUAUCUAUUUUCACUUUUGCAUAUCUAUCUAUCUAUCUAUCUAUCUAUCUAUCUCGGUCUGUUCAUAUCUAUCUUCAUCUUUUCAUAUCUAUCUGUCUAUCUGGUUUCACCUUUUCAUAUCUAUCUAUUUUCACUUUUGCAUAUCUAUCUAUCUAUCUAUCUAUCUAUCUAUCUAUCUAUCUAUCUCAGUCUGUUCAUAUCUAUCUUCAUCUUUUCAUAUCUAUCUGUCUAUCUGGUUUCACCUUUUCAUAUCUAUCUAUUUUCACUUUUGCAUAUCUAUCUAUCUAUCUAUCUAUCUAUUUCUGUCUAUAUCUAUCUUCAUCUUUUCAUAUCUAUCUAUCUAUCUAGUGUGACCUCUGCAUAUCUAUCUUCACCUUUUGAUAUCUUUCUAUCUAUAUUUCUGUCUAUCUACACUUUUUCGUAUCCAUCUAUUUAUCUAUCUUUACAUUUUCAUAUGUAUCUAUCCUUUUUCUUCUCUCUCUAUCUAUCUUUUUUCAUCUCUCUCUCUCUCUAUCUCUAUCUCGCUUUCCUUUUUCAUCUCUCUCUCUCUUUCUCUAUUUAUCUAUCUAUCUAUUCAUAUCUUACUUUGUUCAUAUGUAUCCAUUCAUAUUUCUGUUUAUUUUUAUAUCUAUCUGCCUUGCUAUCUGUCUGUCUGUAUCUGUUUAUCUAUGUACAUUAUAUCUGA